GAUUUUUCGCGUUGUCUUGAUUUCGAUUAAUGAAAUGCAUUCAUUUGCAACUGAUGCCAUCAUAAGUAGUCAUCAUUGAUCAUAGUUUUAUUGUCUUUAAUGGCUGCCAAACAUAUUGUCACGCGUUUAUAACUGUUACUACUCUUCUUACUCUCAUAUCUGGCGAUAUUUAAUCUAGCAAAUAAAAAGGAAUUACGGGACUUGCAAGACAAACCGUAUAUAUCAUAUAUACAUAUAUAUAUAUAUAUGUAUAUAUACAUAUAUAUAUUUAUAUAUGUAUAUAUAUGUAUAUAUAAAUUUUAAAGCAAGAUUCGGAGCUAUUUUACUCAUCUCGUUUGCAUUCCAUAAUUAUAAAGGAAACAAUUCCUAUAAUAUUGUUAGCUAUUGUCAACUCGAUUUCAAUUGAUAGCAGCAGCGGAAUUAAGGUAGCAUUUUUUGUAAGUGUUUAUAUUUGUGUGUACUUGUGUUUGGGGCCAAACUGUAAGAUCUGUUUGGAGUGGACCCCCAGAGCCUGUCCGCAAAGUGUGCUUAGAUUACUUUUAAGUAAUAAUUUUUGAAUGGAUCCUUUUGUCGGUUGGUUUCAAGAGGAACAGGAGGGUCCAGCAUUACGCACAUGGUGUAAAAUUUGGGAAACCAAUGCGCAUGAGAUGAGCCAAUUGCUGGAGCAACAAAAUCAACAGCUACAGCAACAACAAUUACAAGGUGGUAAUAAAUUGAAUAACGGUGCUUUAAGUGCACGUGAUCGUGACUCCAUACAACUGCUAUUACAAUUUGGCGGAAAUUUAAGACAUAAUCUUAACAAUAAUAACGGUAACAACGGUAACGGUAACGGUAACAGCAAUAAUUCCAGUGGUAACACAUCCAGCAACAAUUCCAUUGAUUCGACAAGCAACAACGAUUCGAGUCAUUCGCAUACGCCCGCCACCACACCCGGCGAACCGACAACAUUAAAUACGAAAAUGCCUUCCCACGAACGUACGAGCUAUUAUAAUCCAUCACGUAGGAAAAUUGGACGCAUUGUUGAUAACAAGGCGAGCACGUACAAUUUAAAUAAACACAUGAAUAAUUUAAUAUCAAAGUACAAGGGCUGUCCGUGGCGUGUGCCUGAUUUCGGCUACGGUCGCGGCGUUGUGGGUUUGCAUCAGGAAAUCGAACAAUUUUAUAAUUAUGUGCUGCCAACCCCGACUGAACAUGCGAUACGGAAUGAAGUCGUGCAACGUAUCGAAGCCGUGGUGCAUUCAAUUUGGCCGUCGGCCCUUGUUGAAAUAUUUGGUUCCUUUCGUACCGGUCUCUUCUUACCCACCUCUGACAUUGAUUUGGUGGUUAUAGGCUUGUGGGAUAAAAUGCCUUUACGUACUUUGGAAACUGAACUUAUUGCUCGCGGCAUUGCAGAACCGCAUUCGGUGCGAGUAUUAGAUAAAGCUUCGGUGCCCAUUAUUAAAUUAACUGAUCGAGAGACUCAGGUAAAGGUAGACAUCUCAUUUAAUAUGCAAUCAGGUGUUCAGUCGGCCGAAUUGAUUAAGAAGUACAAACAGGAAUUUCCCCUGUUAGCUAAACUGGUGCUAGUACUAAAACAAUUUUUAUUGCAACGUGAUCUCAAUGAAGUUUUUACUGGUGGCAUUUCCUCUUAUUCGCUAAUACUCAUGUGCAUUAGUUUUCUCCAGCUACAUCCACGUCAAGUACAUGCUGACACCGAUAAUUUAGGUGUUCUGCUCUUGGAAUUCUUCGAGUUAUAUGGCCGCAAAUUUAAUUAUAUGAAGAUCGGUAUUUCAAUUAAAAAUGGCGGCCGAUAUAUACCGAAAGAGGAUUUGCAACGUGACAUGAUAGAUGGCCAUCGGCCGUCGUUGUUGUGCAUUGAAGAUCCUCUUACGCCAGGUAAUGAUAUUGGACGUAGUUCCUACGGCGCACUACAAGUGAAGCAGGCUUUCGAAUAUGCCUAUCUUAUGUUAUCACAGGCUGUGAGCCCAUUAAAUAAUUGGGCCAAUGAUUGCACUGAACGUUCAAUAUUGGGACGAAUUAUACGCAUAACUGAUGACGUCAUUGAUUAUCGUGAAUGGAUACGUGAACAUUUCGAGCACCUUGUAAUUACUCGGCAUUCACCAGUAGCUUCUUUAGGAACACCCAGCUCAGGUAACGUGGUUGGUAAUACAACUAAGUACAUGCAAAUUCAGUUGCUACCUUCUGCCAUGUUGCCUGCUGGGGCGAUAACUGCUCAACAGCAGCAAAUGCACCUCAUGCCGCACCUCUAUCACCAGUCGCAACAACAACAACAAGCGAAUGCAGUCCUUAAUUCAAUGCGUCAUCGUCGUGGAAGCACUUCUUCUGGUGAUGAUUCGGAAGAUAGCAAAGAAUGUGAUGCAGAUUCGACGUCACCGACAGCGACUAGUGGCACCACAGUUAAUAUGGCUACAACCGCGAAUAUUCAUUCGGUUACGCGGAUGGAUCAGCAGCAGCAGCAACAACAACAACAACAACAACAACAGCAGCAGCAGCAGCAACAUCAUCAACAUUUACAAAUGCAACAUCAACAGCAACAGGUGGCUACCGCUGUUAACGCAAAGCUGUUACAGAUGCCACUGCCGCAACAAACCCAGCCUCAAAAUUUAACACAACAAUCACAGCCACAACCAACAACUCUUAUAUCAACUACUACGGUAACAUUGCAAUCGCCGCCGUCAAUGGUUUUGGAAGCCGCUGUUACUUCGACAACAACAACAACUACCAUAACCUCAACAUCGUUAGCGUUAACAUCCACUAUUACCACAACAACGGCUACCCUGAUAAAUACCAAUAUACAGCAAAACCGAAUUAGCACUAAUGAGAUCAAAACGCAAACCUCAAGGACGUCGGCCUCACCACCUAGACAACACCAGCAACUAUCGCAACAACAACAACAACAACAACAGCAGCAGCAGCAACAACAACAACAACAAUCCGUGAAAAGUCAUGGUUAUUACCGUCAACAAUUUUAUGUACCACCCCCUAUGCAGCAGCAAUACCAACAACAACAACAGUUAACUAAAUCCACGAAUAACACAACGGCCGCUUCUUUAUCGUCGACAUCCAUCUCAGGCGCAGCUGAGGGUUAUGUGGGAGGUAAUGGUAAUUAUCAAUCGAACAAUAAGACCCGUUAUGCCGCACAACGUCUUUUGCAACAACCUCUGCAGAUGAGACAUCAACGUAUACAACAACCGCAGCAGCAGCAUUCAGCUACUCUACCCCGUUACAGCAGUGGCCAUAUGGCAUCGAAUAUGACUUCCGCCUCUUCUACCAUUUCUAUAAUAUCUAUCUCGUCAGAGUCUUCAGUGGCAUCAGCAGGUUCUGAUUCAUCACAUUCAUCGGGUUCAGAACCGAAAACACCACCUACUAAUGUAACGGGAGCUGCUGCUCUCUAUAAAGCAGAACAUCAACAAUCACAACACCAACAUCAAUCAACACAACAUCAUCACCAGCAACCACAACAUCACCAACAACGAUUUCAUGAUAAGAAGAAAUCGAAAAAAGGUCACAAACAUGGCGGCGGAGGAGGAAAACAUAACUAGACAAGUAUAAUUGUUCCAAGUGUAAAAUGUUUAAAAAAUGCAUUUAAUAAUUAUACACAUUAAUGCCAAAUGAAAUUGAGAAAUUGUGAAAAGAAAUCUCCCAACUCUGCAAAAUGUCUUGUAAAAGCCUACUGCUCCUGUAUAUUGGAUAAGCAAUAAUUAUGCUUCCGCUUAUAAUGACGUUACAACAACAACGAAUUGAUCUAGCGCCACAUCGCCCUGCCUCUCUCAUCCGUAUAUAUAUAUAUAUAUAUAUAUAUAUAUGUAUAAAUGAGAAGCCUAUAGAUAGCAAUAUGUCACCACAACAACAACCACCACCACCACCAAGCAAAUAUA
Glossina fuscipes is the source of this 3878-nucleotide messenger RNA. RefSeq names its product non-canonical poly(A) RNA polymerase protein Trf4-1 (gene Trf4-1). Bases 558 to 3542 code for a protein of 994 amino acids. Gene Ontology annotation, biological process: RNA 3'-end processing. Gene Ontology annotation, cellular component: nucleolus; TRAMP complex. The record is from RefSeq and is a predicted model, not a curated record. Gene Ontology annotation, molecular function: mRNA binding; poly(A) RNA polymerase activity. NCBI's taxonomy places the organism in Eukaryota, Metazoa, Arthropoda, Insecta, Diptera, Glossinidae. The transcript has 6 exons.